AAUGAAUUUACCUUUGUGAAAAUACGGAGAUUCUAAUUGAGUCGAAGUUUCCUAUUUGGUCAAGAGUACUCAAGAGAACAAGCUGGAAGAUGAUAUCUUUGUCUGUGGGAGGUGUGCUAAUACUCUCUUUGCAGGAACAAAGCCUAUUGAGAUUCCUAAACCUGAUGAUGUUCUUGAACCUCUGCAGUGUGUUGAGUACAUUGUUGAUGAGAUUAUGUACUUCUGAAAAGUCAACCAUCUCGAUAAACUAUGGAGUUGGAUGAAACCUGACCUAGAAGAAUAUCAGGAAAGAUGUAUUCAGAUGGUAAAUGAAAUGGGGUCAGCGAAGAUAGGAAAAGCCUCUAAAUUUGCAAAGGGCAAAAGAACCUUUACUCAGUGGAGGAGACUCCCUUACAUCGAUAUUGAGGCCAGAAGACUUCUUGAUUCUCUCUUCGAUUCAAAUAUAAUGACAGAAUAUACCAGAAGAGCAGAAAUCAAAAAAUUCAGGGAUCACAAGUAUGGCACUAACAAACUCGCAAGCAUCCCCAAGAUUGUUGACGCUCAAAUGAUUGUCAAGUUGAGGAAUCAUAUAGUGAACACAAGGUACGGAGAAGCCCAGGCUAAACUCAGAGAAAAGAGUGCAAUCAUCAAAAAUCUGACUGAAGUAAAGGCAUUAUUGACUUCUCAAAAUAAAGACAAAGAUCAGGAAAUUCAAGAGUUGAAAAUAGAUAAUCAGAGCAAAGACAAAGAAAUUUCUAAGAUGAAGGAAAGACUUGAGAAAUAUGAGAAGAAAAUCAAGAAGCUCGAAGAACAUGUUGAUCUUCAAUCUAAUAAAAUUGAGGAGAUCAAGGAGGAGGCUAAGGCUCAGAUAAAUAGUAUUGAUCAGCCUGAAUUAGUUGACAACUCAUACAAAUCUUCAAAAGGAGAAACAAAGCAUUGUGAAAAAACAUUCUCAAGAUAUUUCUAAACUCCAGCAAA
Moneuplotes crassus is the source of this 957-nucleotide messenger RNA. NCBI's taxonomy places the organism in Eukaryota, Ciliophora, Spirotrichea, Euplotida, Euplotidae. The record is from the annotation of a GenBank genome assembly.